Molecule: messenger RNA, 2161 nt
Organism: Nanorana parkeri
Lineage: Eukaryota; Metazoa; Chordata; Amphibia; Anura; Dicroglossidae
Gene: FOXJ3
Product: forkhead box J3
Exons: 13
Coding region: 1-1803 (600 amino acids)
Biological process (GO): regulation of transcription by RNA polymerase II
Cellular component (GO): nucleus
Molecular function (GO): DNA-binding transcription factor activity, RNA polymerase II-specific; RNA polymerase II cis-regulatory region sequence-specific DNA binding
Source: RefSeq, a predicted model, not a curated record
AUGACUUCAGAGCUCGAGAGCAGCCUCACCUCCAUGGACUGGCUUCCCCAGCUGACGGUGAGGGCUGCCAUUCAGAAUACGGACUCCUCCCAGGGCACCCAUGGAUCCAGCAUCACCAAGAAGAGCGCACUUAUCGACCCCAACACCACACUGGACCAGGAGGAAGUACAGCAGCACAAAGACGGGAAGCCGCCCUACAGCUACGCCAGCCUCAUCACGUUUGCAAUCAACAGCUCGCCAAAAAAGAAAAUGACUCUUAGUGAGAUUUACCAAUGGAUAUGUGACAAUUUCCCCUAUUACAAGGAGGCUGGCAGCGGUUGGAAGAAUUCUAUACGACACAACCUGUCACUGAACAAGUGCUUUCUGAAAGUGCCUCGAUCCAAGGACGACCCUGGAAAGGGUUCCUAUUGGGCAAUAGACACAAAUCCAAAGGAGGAUGCGCUACCAGCUCGGCCAAAGAAGAGGCCGCGAUCUGGAGAGCGGGCCUCAACACCUUACAGCAUCGAUUCAGAUUCCUUGGGUAUGGAUUGUAUCAUCUCUGGAAGUGCCUCUCCGAACAUGGCUAUCAACACUGUGACUAACAAAGUAACUUUAUACGGUAACACGAGUCAGGAUGGCAAUGACAGUCCUCGAAGUAGCCUUAACAACAGCCUCUCGGAUCAGAGUGUGUCAUCCUUAAACUUGAACAGUGUUGGCAGUGUGCACAGCUAUACACCGGUAACAAGCCAUCCAGAGCCAUCUGCUGCGUCAUUAACGCAGCAGUCUCAGUACAGCACACCAGAGCGAGAAAAGCUUUUCCCAGAGUAUAACUUUGAAGAUCUCAGCGAUUCAUUUCGAAGCCUGUACAAGAAUGUAUUUGCUCAAUCGGCAAGCCAAGGAAUGCUGAAUCUCCAGUCUGAGUCCUCCCAGCAGACACACUCGCCCUGUUCCUAUCAGCACUCCCCUAGUAGCACAAUGAGCUCUCAGCAACAUGGUAGCCAAAGUAACCUGACUAUUAGCCAUGCCAGUAGUCUUGGCAGCACCGUAGGUGACUCCUUGGGGCAAGUUCACAUGUCUCACACUCCACUACACAGUCAGCAGUCCCAACAGUCUCCACAUAUACACCACACUGUACACCAACCUCAGCAUCCUCAGCAUCGAGCCCCCCAUCCUGCACAGCACCCUGCCACCCAUCCGGCACAGCAUCAAGCCCAGCACCCUGCCUCUCAUCCGGCACAGCAUCAACAUAUACAGCACCACUCCAACCAUCAGCACCAGGCGCUCACACAUCAGACCUCGCUAACACAGCAGCCCUACAAUUCAGACUGGUACUCGACUUUAGACAUGCUGAAAGAAAGCUGCCGGAUUGCCAGCAGUGCCAACUGGUCUGAUGUCGAUCUCACUCAGUUCCAAGGUUUGAUGGAAAGCAUGAGACAAGCAGACAUGAAGAAUUGGUCACUCGAUCAGGUUCAGUUGGCGGACUUGUGCUCCUCCCUCAGCGAGUUCUUCAAUCACACCGGCUUCAUCCAUCCGCAGAGCAACGUACAGUCGCCUGUGUGCCAUGGUAGCAUGCACAGUUCCAAACCCUCACAGCACCUCAGCACAGGUAACUUAUAUCUUGACUCCAGACAAAAUGUUCCUACAUCAAUGAUGGGACCUCCGAAUUACACUCAUUUACCGCCAAUGAGCACUACAGGACCUGGUUUAACAGGACACCACGGAGUAAUGAGUCAAGCUCACAUCAUGCCCUCCAACUUCCACAUGCGUCGCCCUCUUCCUGCGGAUGACAUUCAAGACGACUUUGACUGGGACUCUAUUGUAUAGCACUCUUACAAUGCAGUAGUUCUCUCGUCUCGUUACGCCGUUGUUCUUUGUGUAAGUGACCACGAAUGUGAUGCGGGGGAAAAAAAAUAAAAAUUUAAGGUAAAGCUCUCUGAGUGAGGAAAGCAAAAGAAAACGACAAAAAAUAAACUGCUAACCAUGUUGACUUUGAUGACAAUCAAAACUAUACUUAGCAGGAUAAGUGAAACAGAUGCUUUGAGUUGACCCUGUAAAUCAUGUUUUUGUCUCCCUGAUAAGCUGCAGCCGCUCACUGUUGUCUUGUGACUCUUGACAGCUUUUUUUUCGGCUUUUUGUGUUACCUGAUGUCGACCGCAAAGUGCAACACUGACCCCUGGACAGA